Messenger RNA from Rubroshorea leprosula, 3409 nucleotides. NCBI's taxonomy places the organism in Eukaryota, Viridiplantae, Streptophyta, Magnoliopsida, Malvales, Dipterocarpaceae. The record is from the annotation of a GenBank genome assembly.
AUUUUUUAUUCAUUUUUGGUUAAUUUAUAUGUUGGAGAAUUUUGUUCCCUCAAAAUUUCAUUAGAGAAAUGCAAUCUUCCUCUGUUGUCCCUCUGUAUACUAGCGUAGUUGAGGGAGGCCACAUGGAUCUGUUAAGGAUGAUAGAUGAGGAUGAUCAGGAUUGGAUAAACUUCGAAACCUGCAAUGAAGAGGACGUUGGCAUUGAUGAGGAGCAAUUAAUGAAGGAUGGACAUUGGAAUUCAAAUUCAAAUUUCAUAAAUACAGAGGAAGAAAGGGAGAGGCAGCAUACAGAUGAAGGAAAUGAGGGUAGAGAGGAUGUGGGUAGUGGGCCAACCAAAGACAUUGGGCCAAAGACAACAAAAGAAAUUGGGCUGGGAGAAAUUGGACUGAAAGUUGUAGAUGGCCGGGGAAGGGACCUUAGCCACGGACAGAAGAUGAGGAUUAAAAAGAAAGGGCCCGAGGAGACAAAUGAUGAGGGGAUUUUACCGAAAACAAAUCUGGAUCUGAGGGUACUAGGGAGCAAACGAAGAAGAAAGCUGGAGGAAUGUUACCCAGAGAGCUUAGCGAAAAGCUGGGCAAAGAAGAUGCAGGAGACAAAUGCAAGAGCAAACCAAGGACACAAAGGGAGAGCAGAAUCUUCAACAGGGUCAGCGAAUAAGGUAAAUCUGGUCGUCAGUCGUUCAAUUUCUAAUGGAUGCAUUGCAAAUAGAAACAGGGAGCUUAGAAGAGAGAUGAUCUUGCAUGAGGAAUCGAUAGGAGCAUCAGGAGGCUUGUUGUGUUUUUGGAACAAAAAGACUUUUGAUAAGACGGGAGAUCACACAGGCGAUGGUUAUCUGAGAAUAUCAGGGGAGUUGGGAAUUUAUAAGGUGAAGUGUAACCUAGUGAAUGUGUAUGGUCCAAAUGAUAGACAGAAACAACUCAAGUUAUGGGAUGAGCUAAGGAAUAUGAUCACAAAAGAGGGAGGACCAUGGUUGAUUGCGGGAGACUUUAAUGCUGUAAGAUGCGCUUUACAUGGUACAGCCAUGAGUAGACUGGAUAGAGUUUUGAUGAAUGCAGAGAUGAGCAGAAUGGGAGGAGAUUGGGUGCAACAGGGCUUGAAACGGAACAUCUCAGAUCAUUGUGCAAUUGUGCUGAAAUCAAGAACAACUAACUGGGGACCAAAGCCAUUCCGAGUUUUGGAUGCAUGGUUACUCCAUCCAGAUUUCAAGAAGAUAAUCGAGGAGAAAUGGAAAGCAAUGGAGGUAGAUGGGUUUGCAGGGUACAAAUGCAAACAGAAGUUAAAGGGGUUAAAAGAGUUUUUAAAAGGAUGGAACCAAGAAGUAUUUGGAGACAUGGAAGCUCAAUAUGAACAGGCUGUUAAACAGAUUGAGCAGAGGAAAAUCAAUGGCUUGAACGACCAUUCUCCACCGAAGAAAUUGAGGAAGCAUUACGAAGUUGUGAAGGCUCAAAAGCUCCGAGUCCAGACGGCAAAGGUGUUGGCUAAUAGACUUAAAUCUGUGCUACCGGGGAUUAUUAGUGAAAAUCAAUCUACUUUUUGGGGAGGGCGUCAGUUAGUGGAUGGGGUUUUGGUGUUGAAUGAAGUGGUUGAGGAAGUAAAGAGAAAGAAACAACAGGCUUUUGUUUUUAAAGCGGAUUUUGCGAAGGCAUAUGACUGUGUGAAUUGGUCAUUCUUGGAAUGGAUGAUGGAUAGAAUGGGUUUUGGAACCAAGUGGAGAAGUUGGAUCAUGGAAUGCUUAUCAUCUUCUAGAAUUUCAGUUCUAAUUAAUGGCAGCCCGACGGAGGAGUUCAAGGUUGAAAAAGGAUUACGACAAGUAAGUUGGGUAGAAGGAUCAGCCGACAUGCUACGUUGUGGUGUUGGGAAAUCUCCUUUCAUUUAUUUGGGAUUGCCUGUUGAUGGAAAUUCGGGGAGAAAGAAGUUAUGGGAGCCACUGAUAAAUAAAUUCCGAGCCAAAGUCGCCGUCUGGAAAGCUGCUUCGCUAUCCUUUGGUGGCCGCCUCACUCUGCUCAACUCGAGAACCUUUUUAUGGGGAGGGGUUGAGUCACAAAAAAAGAUCUCUUGGGUGAAAUGGGAAUAUGUAUGCUGUAGUAAAAUAAAAGGGGGAUUGGGGGUGUCAGACUUACGUAGGAAAAAUUGGGCUAUCUUAGGAAAGUGGUGGUCUAGGUUUGGGGAUGGUGUAGAGAGCUUAUGGAAACGAAUAGUUAAGGAGAAAUAUUAUGGGGGCAAGUGGGAGGAGGUGGACAUUUCAACAAUUGGGAACCAGAGGAUGUCUAAAAUAUGGAGGGAUAUUAUUAAGAUAGAGGGGAGAUCUAUGAAGCUUAGAAAUAUGUUGGUGGAGGGGUUUAAAUGGGAAGUAGGGGAAGGGAAUCGAGUGAGCUUUUGGAGUGAACCAUGGGUAGGGAAUAAAACUUUAAGGGUUUUAUAUCCAAGAUUGUAUGAAUUUUCUACGAACAAGGAGUGUAAGAUUAGUGAUAUGGGGGUAUGGGAGGGAGACAAAUGGCGCUGGAAAAUGGAGUGGAGGAGAGAUAGAAUAGGGAGAGAAAAGGAUGAGGAGGAGAAAUUAAGGGAAGGAUUGGAGAGGCUACAAUUAAAGAAGAGAGUGGAAGAUGGUUGGAGGUGGACUCAUGAUCCGAAGGGCAGAUACGGGGUGAAGAAAGCUUACGAUUUUUUAGCCCCAACAGAGUGUGUCCUAGACGAGCAGUGGAGGAAGUUAAUAUGGUGUAAAUUAGUACCCUCUAAAGUGUCUUUCUUUGGGUGGAGAUUGUGCCUUGAUAGGCUUCCAACUCAAUGGAAUAUUAGGAAGCGAGGAGUACCUCUGCAGGAAGAGGAAUUAAAAUGUGUUUUGUGUAAGGACAAGGUGGAGGAAGUUAAUCACUUGUUUAGUAUGUGUAAGGAAGUAUGGAUUUUUUGGGUAGAGGUGCUGCAGUGGUGGGGCAUGGUGACUGUUAUGCCUAAUAACGCACUAAGUGUGGCAAACAUUUUUGUAAAUGAUUUGGGUAGGUUAAUAGGGAAGGAGAUGGGUGCUUGUAUCUUCCUUGUGGCUGCAUGGUAUUUAUGGUAUUGGAGAAAUGGUGAGGUGUUUAACAAUGGAAAUAACAUUAGAGGAAGAUUAAUGGAGAUGGUCCAAGCCAAAUCAUUUUUCUGGAUUAAGAAUAAGAUUCAUGGGUGUGUCUUUUCAUUCCAUGAAUGGAAGGCGUCUAAUGAGCUACUGCAACAGAUUUCUCUCGGCAAUGCUAAAUGGGAUUUCUAAUGGCAUAGUAUUUUGUCUUCUUUAUGGAUGUUUUUCUGGUCUUUUGAUACUUAGUUUGUUUGUUUCCUGAUAGUUGGGGUUGUGUUGGUUUACUCUCCUUUCAUUUUUGUAAUUGGGCAGGAGUACCCUUGUACUCCAAUUAAUAAAUUUCAUUUUGCUGA